AUGAAGGGAGAUGAGAUGGCCUACAGAGAUGAGCAAACCAUUCAAUACUGCUUCCCAAACAACAAUUUGUCAUGUACCAGAAAUCUUCACACUCCAACUAAUGUCUUGAUUCUCUCUCUGGCAGCGGCUGAUCUGAUGGCAGGACUCAUUAUGCCAGUGCAGGGCAUGAAACUCAUUGAGUCAUGUUGGUACUUUGGAGAAAUAUUUUGUUCAAUAUUUCCUCUCAUUCUCUACGUGAUUGUUACAGUAUCUCUUGGUAAUUUGAUCAUUAUAUCCGUGGAUCGGUACAUUGCUGUGAAUGACCCUUUGCGAUAUCCAAUAAGGGUAAAUAAUAACAGAGUUGUUUUCUCAAUUGUUGUAAACUGGUUAUUUUCCACCUUUUAUUCAUUUUAUCUCUUGUAUGACUAUUUACUGUUUCCAAAGAUAAACCACACAUGCAUUGGAGAAUGUAUACUUGCUGUCAAGUUGGAAAAUUUGAUAAUUGAUGCCAUUGUUUGUUUAGUGGCACCGUGUUGUGUUAUUAUUUCAUUAUAUGUGAAAAUUUGCUUUGUAGCUAAACAUCAAGCUAAACAUUUGAAUUCAGCCGCAGACAAAAAGGCCAGAUCAGAAAAAAAGGCUGCAAGAACCUUAGGAGUUGUAGUAAUGGUCUAUCUUCUUUGUUGGCUGCCAUACUAUUUAAUUACACUAUCUCUUGGGCAUGAUGAAAAUGACGCCCUUAUAAUUAAUGUAAUGUACUGGCUUUUGUGUCUAAAUUCAUGCAUGAAUCCACUUAUCUAUGCAAUGUUUUAUCCAUGGUUUAGAAUAUCCACAAAAUACAUUUUGACUCUGAAAAUAUUUGAACCAUCAUCAGAAUACUUUAAUCUCUUUCCAGAUGAGAAAUAA
Messenger RNA from Misgurnus anguillicaudatus (oriental weatherfish), 882 nucleotides. The record is from RefSeq and is a predicted model, not a curated record. NCBI's taxonomy places the organism in Eukaryota, Metazoa, Chordata, Actinopteri, Cypriniformes, Cobitidae.